Heterocephalus glaber (naked mole-rat) is the source of this 3860-nucleotide messenger RNA. Lineage: Eukaryota; Metazoa; Chordata; Mammalia; Rodentia; Bathyergidae. The record is from RefSeq and is a predicted model, not a curated record.
AUGGGCAUCGUGUUGACAGCCUUCAGUGCUCCAAACAGAGAGAAUUCUUAUGCAAAUUUAAGAAUCUGCCCUUGUGGAGAGGAGCGAUCUCCUUUUACAACUGUCUGGGAUUUGUAUGGAGGUGGAAUUCGGCAGUUACAGAAAACCAGUAGGAGCCUUCUGAGCUCACAGAACCUCCAGAACAUCAGCUGGAAGUGCAGUGGCUGCAUCUGGAGACCCUGUGCCCCAGUCCUCGGGCUGAGCUUUGAAGAAGAGACCUCCAGCAGCACUGGUGAGUACAGAGAUGGCCACGGAGACAGAAAUGAAAGCGGCAGAGCACCGCGAGGGCACAGCCGAGGCUUGUGGAGACAGCGCUCCAACUCUCCAGACAGCAUGUCUACUUCUGGAGAACUCCUCCUGGGACUGAAGAUGUUAAAUGUGCAGCAGGAACCAAGUUGCACUGCCUCUGCUCUAUCGGCCUAUGAAUUAAGGAAGUCCAUGUGGAAAGAAGAGAGGAAUGCAAUUGAAAAAAAACAGAAUGGAGACCACAGAGAUCAGAAGCUGUCAAGCAGUUUCCCUGAGCUCCUGCCCUGCUCUGACGUCACCUACACUUGCAGCAAGAGGAACCAGGCUGACAUGGACCAGUCAGAGGGAAAGAGGGCACAGAGGCCCUAGACUAGAAAAAAUUUCUCUCUUGUUUGGCCAAAAGGCUGGGUGUGGACAGAAUGGGAGACCAGGCAGCUUUCCUGGAAUAAGCAACUAUUUCUUUUGAUCCUCUGUGUUCUGGCCAUCUUUCUGGGGAACUUGAAAAAGUUUUCUGAAUUUAGGUUCCCAGUCAUUUCUAUACUUAGUCCUUAUUCUUGAUUGAAUCCAUUCUAGAACAAAAAGGCAAAUUUUACAGCAAUGUUGAUAAUCAGAGCUGUGUACACCAAGGAAAUGAAUACCUGUUAUCAAAAUGUUGGAAUCCUUCUCUAACACUUGAUAACAAACCCCUCCUCUGAGUCCCCAGCAUGUCGCUACUGCCACCGUGGCCACCCUGGCCCUAUUCCUAAAAUCUUUUGCAUCACCCCAUAUGGCAGCUCUUAAAGAAGCAACGUCUGGCCUCAGUAGAACGUGCCCCACAGUCCUGCUUCACCACCCCAUGACCGAUGUUCUUUCUAAUUGGCUGGUUCUUGGCUUUUAUAGCUAAGUUUAUUGCAUAUUAGCCUUGUAUAAAGAUCCCAGAAAAUAACAGGCAUGAAUCAAGUGGGCGGGUGUAGCACAAUGGGAAGUAAUGGGAAAUGUGGGAACCUGGAGGGCUCCCACCUCUUAAAGAAGCAGUUGCUAUGUUGUCGUUGCCAUGGGGGAAUGUAGGCUGAAGGUGCUAAAUCUUCUGUACUUCAAGAGAAACCAGAAAUUGUGCUUUUAAUAAAAAAUCUCUGAUUUCUUAACAUUGAGGUACCAUCAGUGUUGGCCUGCUAUUGUGUGGGCCCAGCUAGACUGGAUAGGCUCCAUGUGUCAUGAGUUUGCAACCCUGCUUUAAGCAUGUGGAGUUGUCAGAGCCUUCUUAUGCCUCACUCAUGAAACAGGCCAGAGGGAAGAUGCGGCCCUAUGGCUGGGUAAUUAAAUAUAAUUUCAAAUUGAAACUUUGAAGCAGUAAGUGAAAUUUAUAAUUACAGCAAUCUCCUUUUUUACUGUACUUUAGAUUUUGCCAAGUGUUAUCAAAUAUGGCAUUUGAGGCUUUCCCUGAUAAUCAGGGUACUACUAUGUGUUUUAAGAGUUGAAAAAAUCCACAUGGAAAGAUUAUGAAAAUUGCCAAAUAGCAUCCAGAUAUAUUCAGAAUUGGGUCUUCACUUUAGUACCAUUGAAUUGAUCCUUCCAAAACAUUUGUUUAAAAUGUCUAUUAUACCUUCAGUCUUAUAGAUAUACCAGAUGUAACACCAGGUAAUUAUUCUAGAACGAUAGCCUUUUGGACCCUAUUUCUCAUACUCAUUUGAAGUGAUCCAUCAGUAUAUGCAAAACAUGUCAUGAAGGUCAAAACAUGUGUUUGGAAUAGAUUACAUUAUUGUUACCAGCUCUUUAAUAAAAUUAUACAUCAAGUUCUUAGCCAUGUGAACUUUAAGUUCUUUCAGAGUGAUCAGAGCAGAAUUUCUUUGGCGAAUGGCCGGGGGUGGGAGUCAUGUGCCAGUCCAUAGCGGAGGGUUAAGAGGCAUUCAGUGUUUUCACUGUGUCCCCUUCAGCUUCUGUAAUUUGCUCUAAGAGGAGAUUGUCCUAGUUCUCUAUUCCUGCUUCACCGCAGAUGGACACAUAUGGUGCAGACACAGACCUGACCUAGAGCCUGGAACCACAUCCAGCUCAACUCAGCAAGGUCAGCAGAAACCCAGAUGACCCACUGGGCCAUAGGCAAGAAAAUAAAAAUGUGUUAAUAUAAUCUCCUGAGAUACGAGAGCCAGGGGGUUGUUUGUCAUGUGGCAUUAUUGAAGCAAUAUCUGACAAGGUUUUUAUAACCAUCUUAGUGUAAAUAAUAAUAUCCAUGCUUAGACCAUGAAAGAUUCAUCUUAACCAUAGACAAAAAUCUCAGCUAGCUCAAUAAGGAGAAUAUAUGCUUUUGGAGUAGUACAGCCUUUCUUCUUCUAAACUGGUAUUCCCAGUGUUGAUUGGAUAAAGAACUAAGGAAAGAAAAUGGAAAGUAAGAAACCACAUUUUCUUAAAAAUGUAAUGAAAUUGAGAUAGAAAGUGAUUAAUGACCUUGGAAAACAACAGUAUUGAAACACUGUUGCUGAUCCUGGAUAAGGUUGACCAUUACUAAGGAAAAACUAUGGAGUCCUUUGUUUGUAAAAGCAAAAACAAACACAAACACAUUUCUAAUUAAUUUUAUUAGUACAUUUUAGGUAUACAGUAUGACAUUCAUCAUUGGCGAUUUGCACCUUUACAUAAUCUAUAUUGGUUCUUCUUUUUCCCCCUUCCCCUGCCCUCCCUUCAACUCCUCCAAAUCACCCCCCCAUUUACAAAGACUUUGUUUCCUUUUUUUCUUUUUCUCAUAUUACACUUUUGCUUUUUACUGGUUGAAUUAUUUCCACUUCCUAUUGAUUGAAACAAGCUUUCUCUCUUUUACUUUUGUCAGCUUUCUUGAACUAAAAUGAAAAUUGUGUCUCAGAGAAUCUGAGGGAGAGCCAUCAGUUAUUUUUAACCCAAGCUAUGCUUCAGAAUCACCUAGGAAACUUUUCUAAAUUCUAGUUGCCUGGCAUCUCUCGCAGAAAUUCUGAUUUAAUUGGUCUGAGUAGAGCUGGGCUAAUGUACGUGGGGAUCCACCCCCCACCCCUGUGAUUAUCAUGUGCAGCUGGAAUUGAAAAUCAUUGUCCUUACAGGAGACGGGAGAUGGUUAAUGACAAAGUUAAUAAAAAUAUCCUUACAGUAAAUGAGAACAAUUUCUCUAUUUUUUAUUGUAGUAAAAUCCACGUAACACAAAGUUUACCAUCUUAACCACUGCAAGUGUACACAGUGGUAUUAAAUAUAUGCAUCAUGUUGUGCCACCAUCUGUCACCUGAAGUCUUUUCAUCUUGUAAAGCUGAAAUUCUGUACCCACUCCCUGAUUCUGCCAGCCCCUGGCAACCACCAUUCAUUCCACUUUCUGUCUCCAAGAUUCUGACUACUCUAAGCACAUUGUUUAAAUGGAAUCAUGCAGUACAGGUACUAGUGGGAGAUACUGCAGGUUCAGUACCACACCACUACAACGAAGUAAAUGUCUCCGUGAAGUAGUCUGGAUAAAAUGAAAGGGGCAGAAAGAGGAUGUUAAGGCUCCCGUUGCUUUGCUACCUUCGGUCCACCAUGAACUGUUGCCCCUCUGCCAUGCCAGCCUGCCGUGGAGCCAUUGUGGACUGAAGUCUCUACAAACUGCAAGG